AUGCUUGUAUCGAUGACGUUUAUUUUCUCUAGUCUUCUCGAGCUGGCGAUAGUUGGCUAUAAAGUACGGGACGAAAGUAAAGUCGGGAACAAGACAGCGUCAAAGAAAACAAAGCCCUUGGUCGAUGGCUCUCCUCGAGGCAGUUCACUAUAUGAGAAACGUUUUAUGUUUCCUCCCGGUUGCAACAACAGUCGAACUGUCACCAAGACGUCAGUUUCAUGGCCUCCAGAAAAAAUCGACUCCAUAUCGAGCAUCAUGUUUCCAGUCAGUUUCUUUGUGUUCAAUGCAUAG
This is a messenger RNA of Cooperia oncophora, 291 nucleotides long. The record is from the annotation of a GenBank genome assembly. NCBI's taxonomy places the organism in Eukaryota, Metazoa, Nematoda, Chromadorea, Rhabditida, Trichostrongylidae.